UCGAAUACAUUGCGGUUAGCGCUCUAGUAUUCUUAUUAUACCUCUAUGGAUUAUGUCAAAGAGUAUAAAUGUCAACAAAGCCUUUAGAAAUUUAUUCAUAUAAAAUAUCUCUUGAUUGGCUAGAGUGUUUUCUUCAGGUCAUUCUAGUGUCAAAGUUAAUCGCCAUUUUUUAAUUUUCCGAGAUCGUGGUUGUCGAAUGUGAUAUUUCCAGAUUCUUAAAAGUACCGUCAAAUAAGUCAUUUUUGCGAGUAAACUGUCAUCAUGCCGAAAAGAAAGAGGAAAGAUGGUAAACCUGGUAGACAAUAUCAGAUACUGACAAUGUACUCUGAAAUCCCAAGUGACGCAGAGGCAUUAAAAAAUGGCCACAUCCUUCACCAGAUUACCGUUCAAGCUACAAAAGCAGAUGUGCUACGCUUCUUUAAAGACAAGUUUAAUAUUGUUAUCACGCACAAUACUCUGCAGUCUCUUCUUACUAGAUCAGUGAAGAGAUAUGUGAACCUGGCUCGAGAAGCUGAUGAAAGAAGAUUUAAAGAUGUAUGUGAUGCUGCCUUUACUAGUUACGAUCUAGUUGCAGAAAGUGCUCCAGCAGGAUCAGUGCCCGAAAGUGUUCCAGCAGCGUCAGCGUCCGCAUCCCGCAGUCUUGACUUCAAAAGUUGCGCUGAUGAAGAGAUUACUUCAGGCAUCAGGCCUUCAGCUACACCUUUACCGUCCGCUCCAAAAUCGCCAGUGUCCUCAGCCUCAAUCCGAUCCUUAAAGAGAAAGGGUUUGCUGACACCAAUGAAAAAAAAGAUUCUUGAGCGAGGAGAAGAGAUGAGGAAAGAAGUAAAUACUUUGAAAAAUAAAGUUACUGUAUUGAGAGCACAACUGUCAUCAAAAAAGUUUAAACAAAACAGGUAUCUUCAAAGGCAAGUUUCAAGACUAUAUGAACGUCUGAGAAUUAAGGCUGAUAAACUGAAGAAAAGCGAAGAGGAACUUCGAGAAAUAAAAAAAAGUGCAGUCGAAGAACACGUUAGAAAAGAGUUAGCAAAUGCUAAAAGAAGAAUAAGAAGAAUUAAGAAACAGCAUAAAAAUUGCCCAUCACAACGUGCUUUUCAGAAAAUGACUGAUAAAAACAGGGAACUGAAAAGAAAGCUGAAAGAAAAGGAGGACAGAGAAUCUGAAAUUGAAGAUAGGGUUUUGCAGCUGGAGGAAGAGCUCAACAUUUUAAGAUGAAGAUGUGGAUUGUAGAGAAGAUGGAAGAACGAUCAGUUCCAAAGCCAGACUGCUUGUAUAUUUCAUGUUAGAUUGUGGGGUGCCCACCAAACAUGUUCCACUGUUAAUUGAGCGAGUUGGCUAUUGGUUUGGAGUUAAGUUAAGCAAUAUUCCCCAAAGGGCCACUGUUGAAAACAUUUCACGAGAGUUGGGUAUCGUCAGUGAUUUGAUGGUUGCUGAAAUGGCCUUAAAAUCUGCUGACCUUACAAUUGGCUUUGAUGCAACUACCUAGGACGGAACACACGUGAACGAAAUACACCUGAGCUCAUCUUCAAAAGAGUCAAAAGUCGUUGCUGUAGACGAAUUACCAGGUGGUACUGCCAUGGACUAUUCAAGUCACAUAUCAAGAUCGGUAAAACACCUUGCAGAUGUUCAUGGCCUUGUUCAUGGAACUGACCCUGAGGUGACAGAAAAGAAAAUUCAGCAGAACUUAAGAAACUCAAUGACUGAUAGAUGCCCCGUAAAUAAUGCUACGAUUAGAUGCAUCGAGGAGAAAUGGGGCACUGACAUACAGUACAGUCAUGAAAUAUUGCACUUUUACCUGCGCGCAGGCUUCAUAGAUACAUCAUAGCCUAAAAUAAACAAUCUAACCUGCGCGCAGGCUUCGUAGCCUGAUAUAAACAAUCUAAGCAAGGCUACGCAAA
This is a messenger RNA of Anneissia japonica, 1895 nucleotides long. RefSeq lists its product as uncharacterized. NCBI's taxonomy places the organism in Eukaryota, Metazoa, Echinodermata, Crinoidea, Comatulida, Comatulidae. The record is from RefSeq and is a predicted model, not a curated record. Bases 262 to 1212 code for a protein of 316 amino acids. The transcript is spliced from 4 exons.